AGGGCCGGCGGAAGCAGUGGCGGGCAAAAUCACGGCGAUGGGAAGUCCAGAGGGGGCUGGGCCCACGUUUCCGUGACGACGACACCGGGUGGGCGGUGACUUUGGGCGGCGGCAAGUCGCAAGUUGUCCGGGAACUUAGACCGGCGGGAGGACGAACGGAGCGCCAAACUUCCAUUGCUUCAUUCUGGCCGACGGGGGACUUCCCGCGCGGAGCCGCCCGCAGAAGUUUGCGGGACGGGCGGACGACGAGCAACGAACGAUCGCGGAGGAGGCGACGAAUACGCCGACGGCGACGACGACAACCAAGACGGCCUACAGCACCACCACUACGGCGGAUGAUACAGCCAACCACCGUCGUGAUGAAUUCUAAGCCCGAUGGACAGCAGUCCAAGUAUCAGCUGUCAAAGGAUACAGCUGGACUUCGUUCAACAGAUUUAUUACCUCAUAAUUUGUCCGGACAGGCACAAACCAGAGAGUUUCUUUUAAAAGUCGUUGAUAUCUUAGUAGAUUACAUUGAUGACGUUAAUGAUAGAAACGAAAAAGUAUUGCAUUUUAAGCACCCCGAAGAGAUGUUACGACUGCUACAAUUGGAUAUUCCCAACGAAGGUGUGCCAUUACAAAAUUUAAUCGACGAUUGCAGUCUAACACUCAAGCAUCAAGUAAAAACAGGACAUCCAAGAUUUUUCAACCAGCUUUCAUGCGGUCUAGACAUCGUGUCCAUGGCUGGCGAAUGGCUGACGGCGACGGCUAACACGAACAUGUUCACCUACGAAAUCGCUCCAGUAUUUAUUCUCAUGGAAAACGUGGUGUUAACCAAGAUGAGAGAAAUCAUUGGGUGGAAGACCGGCGACUCAAUUUUUGCUCCAGGUGGAUCAAUAUCGAAUAUGUACGCGUUUUUGGCCGCCCGUCAUAAAAUGUUCCCAGGAUACAAGGAACAAGGACUCCACUCGAUCAAAGGACAACUGGUCAUGUACACAUCAAACCAAUCGCAUUAUUCGGUUAAGAGUUGUGCAUCAGUAUGCGGACUAGGAACCGAAAAUUGUGUCGAAGUACCUAGCGACGAAAGGGGCCGCAUGAUACCUUCUGAGCUGGAGCGCCUCAUAUUGGAAAGAAAAUCCAAAGGCCACAUACCGUUUUUCGUCUCUGCCACUGCAGGCACGACUGUUCUUGGUGCAUUUGAUCCAAUCAACGACAUUGCGGACAUUUGCGAAAAAUAUAAGCUGUGGCUUCACAUUGAUGCUGCCUGGGGUGGAGGACUGCUUCUAUCUCGCAAGUACCGAUAUCCCCGUCUGGCUGGCAUCGAACGGGCUAACUCAGUGACUUGGAAUCCACACAAACUUAUGGGCACCCUACUCCAGUGCUCCACAAUACAUUUUCGAGAGAAUGGAAUUUUGAUCAGCUGCAACCAAAUGAGCGCGGAAUACUUAUUCAUGCAAGACAAACUGUACGACGUUCAAUACGACACAGGCGACAAAGUUAUACAGUGUGGUCGUCACAACGACGUGUUCAAGCUUUGGCUUCAAUGGCGCGCCAAGGGUACCGAAGGUUUCGAAAAACACAUGGAUCACUUGAUGGAACUCAGUGAAUAUAUGGUGGAGAAAAUUAAAGCAUCGCCAGACAAAUAUUAUUUACUCCUUGAACCGGAAAUGGUGAACGUCAGUUUUUGGUACGUUCCGAAGCGCUUGCGAAACAUUCCACAUUCUCCGAAACGAGCGGAAAGCCUUGGCAAGAUCACGCCUAUUCUGAAGGCCAAAAUGAUGGAAGCCGGCACGCUGAUGGUAGGGUAUCAGCCACUAAACGAGAUACCGAACUUUUUCCGGAACAUUAUAUCCAGCGCCGCGGUCACCAAGGAAGACGUUGACUUUUUGCUGUCCGAACUUGAUCGCUUGGGACAAGACCUCUAAAUCAGGAGGAAAAGAAACGAUUAAUGAUAAAUUUCGCUAGUCUCUAUAAUAUAUUUAGUUAUUUUAUUGUGUUAUGAUUUUGUAGACGCUAUGAUCACGAUUCCCGGUCAAUGGCUAUAUUCUUGCCACGCGCCGUCAAUAAUAAUAAUAAUAAUAAUAAGUAGCCUAUGCUGCGUUUAUAAUACAGAUAAUCGCAUAAUAAUUAAUAAUUUUUAAUUUUAAAUAUAUACCUAUAUAUUAUAAUAGGUGAUAAGCGUUAUUCCAAAUCUUCCUGAAUUAUUAUUAUUAUUGUUGAUGUUGUUAUUGUUGUUGUUGUUUAGUUGUAGAAAAAUAAAAUAUAUAGUGUGCAUAUUAUUAUAGAUACUGUAUAAUAUAUUAUAAUAUGCGUCGACCGUACGUUAUAUUAUAUUACAAAUUUACAAUAUUAUUUUUGCUUUUCAAACAUCGACUCUUCGUCGGUUGCGAGUAUUUAUUAUGUUCCUCUCCGUAUUUAAGACCCUCGGGUAUUUUUGUGAUAAUGGGAAUCCACCAAUAAUUUCCUUAAGGACGUGUAUUCUAACAACAGUAAUAAUAAUAGGCUGCUGAAAUUGGCCAUUUCUGUUCAACGAUCACACGCUAGUAUAAUAUCGUUUAAAAGUCUUAGAUAUAGAAUUCGUUUGAUUGUAUAGUUUUAUUCGAAUAAAUCCCACCCUUUAAAAUCAAGAGGAUUGGUAAUGUGUUAACUGUUUAAAUUUAUCCAGAGUUUUUAUUUUUAACCUACAACAAAUACCAACCUUCCGAUAACUUUACUGUUCCAUCGAUAACCGUUUGAUCGUAUAAUGGUAAUAAUAAAAUUUACCUAUCUAUCACGGUUUAAUACACUUUAUAUACUUAAUCACAUUAAGCGUGAACAACAUUCGAAACAGAAAAUUGGUGACAGUUUAAGUCAUGGGCGUAGAUAGGAAAUAUUUUCUGAGGGGGUUUUGGUCUAGAUAUACAUUAAAUUUAAUUCAUAAUAUAUAUUUUAAAAUUGUUUGACCUUUAAUUUCGGGGGGUAUUUGAACACUCAAAACACCCCCCUUACCUACGCCCAUGGUAAAGUAAUAUUAUUGAUUACGAUUUAUCUAAACUGUUGUACGUGAUUUUUUUCGGUUCGGGUGCGUUUACGUCUUAUAGACAGAUAUACAUUUUUGUUUGCAUGCUUUAAAAAACACCAUAAUAUAAAAAAUCAACAAAUGUUUGUACAUUUUUUAAUACACUUUUUUAUCUUUAGAUACACCAUUGUUUUUCUGCACUGUUUUAUUCGCACAUUUGCACAAGAGUUUUUCAUUCGCACUGUUGCACUUCAAAAUAUUAUGCACUUUUGUCUUUCACAAUUUAAACUUUAUUUACUUUUAUAAGCAUGUAUAUAUAAUACAUAUAAUAUAAUAAUAAUAUAAUUAUGGACGUCUAACUGAGUGGACACUACACGAAUGACACAAAGUCGUCGAAUUUUCUAAGUUUAAUAUUUAAUAUACUACUAUAUACAUAUAUGACUAUUAAAAACACGAAAAGUGUUAAAAUCUGUUACAAAAAUCUUCUUUUUAUAACUUUCACGUACUUAAUGUUUAAAAAAAAAUAGACGUCCUUAAAUAUAUAUCGUAUUAUUAUAUUAUUUGACAUGAAUAUACAUGACUAUUUUGAAUUUUCACACUUUAUAUAUACUAUAAUAGCACCAUAGUGUAGUCACUUCAAAUGCACUUUUAACUUUUCGCACUUUUUAUUACUUCAUAAUUAUUGCACAUUUUUAUAUAUUGAUUCAAUAUUCUAUUUAAAAUAAUAUUCAAUAUUAUGAUGUUUAUUACUAUAUGGGCACACUCAUUUUAGCGUGCGAUAAGUAUUAUAAAAAAUAUAAUAAUAUUGUUACAUAAUCACUUUAUCAUUAACAACUUGAAAAAAAUGUUUUCUUUAUAACUAGACAUAUUAUUAUUGCCAUUAUACGAUCUAGCUGAAUGUUUUUGAACACCUUCCAACACUUCUCCAUUAAUCAUUAUAAUAUAUUACAAUAUCUAUUGUUCAUCUCGUAAAACUUUCUCUUUUAUCGACACUUCACCCUCUUGCCUUACACUUUGGCGCCCUUCAGUAGACCAUUCACGUUUUCCAAGUCAUUCAUCAAAUCUUGAGUACCUAUAAAGCACUAAUCGCAAAGAACUUUACGGUCGUUUUUUCCCUACAGCGUGCGUCUACGAUACAAUAUUAUUUUAUUCAACGAACUUGAAUGAAGACAUAUUCUUGGAACCUAACAUCCGCAUCUCUAAAGUCACUGAACCACCGUCUGUUGUGUUAAGUAGUUAACGUUUUUUUAAAAAUAAAUUUAUCUAAUUGAACUGCAAGUUAUAGGCAGCUGUAUUUUUGUCCACAUUUUGUCGUCGAUCAUACACCCACAUUGUAUAAUUAUAAUCUCAGCUACAACUUAAUGUAGUUCAGCACUUAAAAAUAAAAUAAGUGGCCGGAGGAGUUUAGGGAGACAAUAUGGGCUCAAAAUUAACUCACUUAAACGUUUCAACUCAGCUAUUGUUCGAUUUGAUACCAGACGAUAUACGAGCGGAAAAAUAAAGUUUUUUCUCAAAUACCAUUCAGAGUCAAAAACCAUCCACUUAAUCCAUACUACAACAUUAUGAAAUACUUUUAUUUUGUACGUAAAUUUCAAUAAAUCUAAUGGUUCACCUGAUUUAAGAAAUGUAAAGCCGUAUAGGUAAUAUCAUAUAAUUAUAGGCACCAGUUAUACUUACAACUUUGAACUUGCAGUAUUUAAUGUGUUAUCGUUUCCACUGAUUUCAGUGUACUAUUAUUUUCCUUUAAUAAUAAUAUUAUUAUAAUAUAUUUUGAUUUUAUGUUAUUUAUUUAAAAUGUAUUAUGCCUAAAUUAUAACCGUUAUAUUAUUAUAUUUGAGCCGAUAUCGAUUUUUUUGUGUGGAGUGUCAGCGCGCAUCGUUUGCGUAAUUACAUAAUAUAUUUAUAUAUUAUUAUCUACGUUGUAUUUUAUUCAUAUUUAUAGUAUAAUAUUCGGAAAUAUAAAUUAUAAUAAUAUAUAGUAGACAUUAAAUAGGCAUUUAGUAAAAAAAAAGUGUAUAAAUGCUAAAAUAAAACUUUGUUUCUCCGGCCUCGAAAUAAAACAUAAAUACUGUAGAAAUAUGAUAUUUACAAUGAUCAAAAUCGAUCACACAAUAAUAACAUUAUGAACUACCUAAUUCAUUAUUAUAGAAAUAUUUAUAUUAGGUACCAACUUUAUAUUUUUCAACAACUGCCCUUCUAAACCACCAGUCAAUUGAAACGGAAAAUAAACUUUUAAUCGCCCGUGUGUUGUACUAAUAAUUUUAUCAGAAUGAUGUUUAUGACAUUUAACAGAUAUAAUAUAAUAAUAUAAUUACAAUAUAAUAUCCUGUAUUAUUUAUUAUAUUAUUAGUAUUAUAUAUAUUGUAAUUACAUAAGACAUUAUCCCGUUUUCUAGUGUCCGGCAUAAUCACGACGUGUUUAAGAAAAUACAAUAAUAAUAUUAUUCACAACAAUAUAAUUAUGAUUUAUUUUAAUAAUAACAUAGCAAUCUUAAUAACGAGUCAACGUGAACUAAUAAAUAUGUCGUAAUUCGAGUAGUAUUACUAAAUAAUGUUUUUUUUUUUUUAAAAAAAAUACUACUACUUACUUAUUAGAUAUUUUGAUGUUAUGUACACUAUUUUAUUUUUGUUUUAUAGUCGUUAUAAAAUAUUAUUAUUAAAUAAAUAUUUAUAUAUAUAAACGUACAAUAUAAACACAGCACGACUCGUGCUUAUAUAUUAUACAUUAUUAUUAUUAUUAUAGCUAGUCAUAUUCUAUUAUAUACAUACUUACUGUUAAAAUUUAAAAAAAACGUAAUGUGUUAAAUAUUAUUAAUAAUUAUUUUAUUGUUGAUCAUGUUACCUAUAUAUAUUAUAUUAUAUUACACGAUAUUAUAAUAUAUUAUUAAACCUAUAUAUUAUAUAAUACUCCCCCAUAUCUAAUAUAUUACCGUUUUUAUUGAUAGCGGGUCGAUGGCUUAGUUGAUAGUGCACACUAUGCACACUUUAUCAUUUUGUUAGCUUUUUCAAUAAUUUAAUUGUUUUUUAAUCGCAUUAAAUAAAAUAUUAAAAUCUCUGUAUUUUGUGAUACAGGUUUAUUUAUACUUUAAAAUUGUAAUUAAUUCCAUAAAAAAAAUAUAUAUAUAUAUAUUAUAUUUUCUAAUAGCAAUAAAACAUCGUUCGAUGUUCCUGAAUGAUUUUAUACUUUAAUUAAUAUUAAUUGAUUUGUAAUAAUAUGCCUGCUCUAAGUCAUCGAUAUAGACUAUUGUAGUGUGUAAUUUUUCCAAGUGUCUUUAACACCGAUAAAAUGUUUGUUAAUUUUUUUUCUGAUCUCUUAUUGCUAUUAUACAAUAAGAUGGCAAUAAUUUUGAAUAUUACCACUAUACCUAUACAGCAUGCGUUUAAGUUACUAUUAUUAUUAUUAUUAUUAUUAUGUUUGUAAAUGUAUCAAUGGCUAUUCGAGUAAAGUGGUUAUUCCAAUCACUGUACUCGAACUCAUAGCCAAUAACAUUCAUAUCCAACGGUUUUUUUUCUUUUGUCAUGUUAAAUACAAUAUAUUAUAUGUUACCCGCCUAAGAAUAAAAUAUUAUUACCAGAGCAUAUUCGUUGAUAUAUACAUAAAUAAAUGUAGGGUCUUGGUUUAAGCCUGAUGAAUAUUUAAUACCAGUUUGUUGAUUUGUUUUAAAACUGUUUCAUGUAGAAAAAGUAUAUAUAUAAUUAAUAUAAAAUAUAACCUAAUAUAUAAUACAAUAUUA
Messenger RNA from Aphis gossypii (cotton aphid), 6710 nucleotides. It is a transcript of the gene Gad1, whose product is annotated as glutamate decarboxylase. NCBI's taxonomy places the organism in Eukaryota, Metazoa, Arthropoda, Insecta, Hemiptera, Aphididae. The record is from RefSeq and is a predicted model, not a curated record. The transcript is spliced from 11 exons. Gene Ontology annotation, cellular component: cytoplasm. The coding region runs from base 336 to 1904 and encodes 522 amino acids. Gene Ontology annotation, biological process: carboxylic acid metabolic process. Gene Ontology annotation, molecular function: carboxy-lyase activity; pyridoxal phosphate binding.